This is a messenger RNA of Misgurnus anguillicaudatus (oriental weatherfish), 3538 nucleotides long. It is a transcript of the gene sgsm3, whose product is annotated as small G protein signaling modulator 3. Gene Ontology annotation, molecular function: GTPase activator activity; small GTPase binding. The record is from RefSeq and is a predicted model, not a curated record. Gene Ontology annotation, biological process: regulation of GTPase activity. Lineage: Eukaryota; Metazoa; Chordata; Actinopteri; Cypriniformes; Cobitidae.
GAAACACAAGCAGGUGUAUGACGUAAAACAGUCGGCAAAUGCAGUUAACCGUCCGUCCAUCAUCAGAAUAAUCCGAGAAACAUUUACACAUAUCCCAUACUUAAAACAUAGCCGCAGCAUAUUUAUCACGCAGCAAAGCUGUCCUUACCGGAGAUUCAACAUGACAUAAGGGCCCGUGGAACCUGACCUGCUCUAAUCUGACUCUUCUCUUUAGACACCAAAGAUUUUUCAAUCUCCUCGAUCAUGUCCAGUAGUUAUACUCCAGCCCCUGGGGGCCCUUUUUCGGCCCUCACACCUAGCAUGUGGCCCCAAGACAUCCUGGCCAAGUACUAUCAGAAAGACCCCAGUAUGGAAUCAGAACUGCAGUAUGAUGAAUUUGGGUUCAGGAUCGAUAAUGAAGAUGGGGUGGAGACACGGAAAUGGUUACAUAGUGAAGGAUCCCCUCAGAGAGAAGACCCUCAGCAAAGACUUCGCUGGCAGGCCCACCUGGAGUUCACCCACAAUCACACUGUAGGAGACCUGACCUGGGACAAGAUCUCACCUACCUUGCCUCGGUCAGACCGCCUUCGGUUGCUCGUGCUGGGGGGCAUACCGCACAGUAUGAGACCACAGUUGUGGAUGCGUUUGUCUGGGGCUCUUCAGAAAAAAAGAACAUCUGAAAUUUCUUACAGAGAAAUUGUUAAAAACAGCUCAAAUGAUGACACCACAGCAGCCAAACAGAUAGAGAAAGAUCUUUUGCGGACGAUGCCUACAAAUGCAUGUUUCAGCACUAUGUCAAGUGUGGGGGUGCCCAAGCUCAGGCGGGUCCUGAGAGGGCUGGCGUGGCUGUAUCCAGACAUUGGUUAUUGUCAGGGCACAGGCAUGGUGGUGUCGUGUCUGUUGUUGUUCCUGGAGGAGGAAGAUGCUCUUUGGAUGAUGUGUGCUCUGAUAGAGGACCUUCUACCUCCCGCAUACUUCUCCUCCACUCUGCUGGGUGUGCAAACUGACCAGCGUGUCCUCAGACAGCUUAUAGUGCAGUACCUGCCCCGCCUAGACCAUCUGCUCCAGGAGCAUGACAUUGAGCUGUCUUUAAUCACGCUGCACUGGUUCCUCACUGCGUUUGCCAGCGUGGUGGACAUCCGUAUCUUGCUGCGAAUCUGGGAUCUGCACUUUUAUGAGGGUUCAAUAGUACUCUUUCAGGUUACACUAGGGAUGCUGAAGAUCAAGGAAGAAGAGCUCGUGUCCUCUGAGAACUCUGCAUCCAUUUUCAACACGCUGUCAGAUCUGCCCAGUCAGUUAGAAGAUGGGGCAGCAGUGCUGGGAGAGGCCGUGCGCCUGGCAGGAUCUCUGUCUCAGGAAAACUUGGAUGCACACAGACAUAAACAUCUAGCAUAUAUUUUGGCAGAGCAAGCUCAGCAUAACUCCAACAAUUCCCACUCCCUCAAUACAAACCUCAACAAGGUGGUCCGCAGACAGAGUCUGCGCAGGAAGUCCACCCUGAGCUCAUUGCUGUUUGGAGAAGAUGAGGUUGAGGCACUGAAGGCCAAAAACAUUAAACAGACGGAGCUGGUGGCGGCACUGAGAGAAGCUAUCGGACGCACUGCAGAACACUUUCACUGCCUGGACCCACGCAACAGCAGCAUGGAUUUGACACCUGACUACUCUAUGGAAAGUCAUCAAAGGGAUCACGAGAACUUCCUUGUCGUGUCUCGGAAUCGACGGAGACGAGCCAAAGCCUUAUUGGACUUUGAACGGCAUGACGAUGAUGAGCUGGGCUUCCGGAAAAAUGACAUCAUCACAAUCAUCUCACAGAAAGAUGAGCACUGCUGGGUGGGAGAGCUGAACGGUCUAAGAGGUUGGUUUCCUGCUAAAUUUGUGGAAGUCCUAGAUGAAAGAAGUAAAGAGUACUCACUGGCAGGAGAUGACACGGUAACCGAGGCCGUGAAUGAUUUGGCUCGUGGGACGUUGUGUCCUGCACUCAAGGCUAUCUUUCAGCAUGGCCUGAAGAAGCAAUCCAUACUGGGUGGACCUUGUCAUCCAUGGCUUUUUAUUGAAGAGGCAGCCAGCAGAGAAGUGGAGAGGGACUUCAACUCUGUUUAUUCCAGAUUGGUGCUGUGCAAGACCUACAGGUUAGAUGAAGAUGGAAAGGUGCUGACACCAGAAGAGCUGCUUUACAGAGCAGUGCAGUCGGUCAAUAUGAGCCACGAUGCUGCACACGUUCAGAUGGAUAUCAAGUUCCGCUCGCUCAUCUGCGUGGGGUUAAAUGAGCAGGUAUUACACCUGUGGCUGGAGGUACUGUGUUCCAGUAUGAAUGCAGUGGAGAAGUGGUACCAUCCCUGGUCCUUCCUGCGCAGUCCUGGCUGGGUCCAGAUAAAGUGUGAACUCAGAGUUCUCUCAAAGUUUGCCUUCAGCCUGUCUCAAGAUUGUGAGCUGCCUACCAAAAAAGAGAAGUCUUCCGUUCUGAAAUCUGACGUGGUGGAUGUCUUGGUCCAACAUCACCUGUUUAGUUGGGACCUCUAGGAAAAGGAACAAAGACCUCUGAAAGAGGGAGUUCAGGACAUGCUGGUGAAACAUCACCUCUUCAGCUGGGAUAUAGACGGCUAAACCAUCAGCUCUUCCCUACAACCUGAGAAUUACACAAGCUGCCAAAUUCCACCCUUCUUUUCAAAUCAUCUGCAGAAAUACAAGGACCAUGUGAAUGAUUAUUUUCAGCUUUUUAUCAUAUUGAAAUGGUGUUUGUGUCUUGGUGCAUUAUAUACACAGAGGUGACUUGUCAUUCAGAGGGCUUCUGAUGUAACUGUAUAAAUGUCGUCCCACACCUCCAUUGCCAAGAGGUCCUCGAAAUGAAAUGGCGGUAAGGACCUGUGUGAUCUGCCUGCUAGCACUUCCUUCCUUUUUAGUAAGAUAGAUGUUGCACCAUUUGGGGCAUGACUGCAGUGAUCACGAAUGUUAGAUUCGCACAACUCGUUUGCUUUUGCUUUGUCAAGCAAUGUAAAAUCUUUAAGGGAUUUUAAAAACAAAUACUCUGCAGACCAUCUGUUGUUUCACUGUGACUAAAACACCCCCAUCUGUAAUCUUAAAUGAACAUGAAAUUGCAUCAAAUAAUGGUUUAAUAAUGGAGGGAAUAGAGAAGACUCAUAUACUUUAAUCAGAUCUGUCUCUUGUGUGCUCAAGCAGAAUUGUCACUGAAGUGUAUAGUUUAAAAGCACCCGAUGGGGCUGUGAAGGAUGUCAAUUGUUUCAUUGUUGGCUGGUGGAACAAUGAAUCAUUGUGUUACAUAUUUUGCCACUUCUAAUAAACUGUAUAAAGACAAAUUAGGAUUUACAUUUUGUAUGUAAAUUAGAUGAAGGUGUUUAGGUAUGUAAUGGAAAUGAUGUACUACUCAUAGUUGAAUUGCAGGCUUUGCUGUAGAGUCAAAAUGAUGUAGCAGGAUCAUUACCAAGACACAAGUUCAAUUAAAUGAUCCUUUUCUUGUUCCUGUAAUAAGGUUGUUAUUACUACCAACAGGGAUUUGAUCAUAUUCACAUACACUUAAUGUAAAUAAAUCUAUCUGUAAGAA